GUUGGAUAUCAUUGAAAUGUCUUUCGCUGGAAGCUUCGUUCUUGACAAAAGAGAAAAUUAUGACGAAUUAGCUACAGCGAUUGGGGCAUCAAACGAUCAGAUUGCCAGAGGUCGCAACUCUCGACCAACAACUGAAAUAACGGUUGACGGCGAGGAAUAUACGGUAAAACGGAUUUUUCCUCACCAGACUACGGUCAACAAAUUUACACUGGGUGUACCGACAAAAUUGACAUUGUUAGAAGGGAAACGAGCAGUCGCGACUGUUACUCUUCAAGGAAGCAAAUUAGUGAUGAGUAACGACAAUUUUUCGUGUGUUUCGGAGAUUGUUGAUGGAAAUUUGAAAGAAAUUUUGACAUUCAAUGGGAAGACGAUGACUAGAUCGUCCGUCAAAGAAAACAAAAUGUCUCUCAGCGGAAAAUUCAAGAUGGUUAAAAGAGACAACUAUGAGAAGUUUGCUGGUGCUAGUGGAGCAACCGAUGAGCAGAUUAAACGAGGCAGUGAGACAACAUUGGAAACUGAAGUCACACAAGAUGGUGACAACAUCACCGUGAAAAGAAUUUAUCCGAAUCAAACAGUUUCGAAUACUUUUCAACUGGGAGUACCAAACGACUUCAAUUUCCCUGAUGGCAGAAACGCAAAGGCAACUUGCACUAAGGAUGGAGAAAAGAUUGUCUUGAAAGGAGAGAAUUUCUCUCAAAUAUCAGAAAUCGAAGAUGGCAAAUUGAAGGAGACUCUCACAUUGAAAGGAGUCUCGAUGGUCCGGUGGUCAGACAGAUGCUAGUUUUAAACUCGCUUAAUUUCAACAUAACUUCUAGUUCAAAAUUUUCUGUAACGUUUAUUUUCUAUGUGCCUCGAAAUCCUGAAAACAUUUUAUAUCAAGUUCUGUUACUCGAAAUAAAUGGUCAUUAGUGGUUUUAAAUGUCAUGUAUUGAAGUCUGAUAAAUCAGUGUAUAACCAAUUCGAUUUUGGUAAAAAUUUGACGCACGCAAUGAUCUUAGGCACUAUUUAUAUAUACAUGCAGUAGAGCUGCCAAUAUGAUAUCAAAAUUUCAUAGGAA
Molecule: messenger RNA, 1057 nt
Organism: Styela clava
Lineage: Eukaryota; Metazoa; Chordata; Ascidiacea; Stolidobranchia; Styelidae
Source: RefSeq, a predicted model, not a curated record